GAGACAAUCACUCUCCUUUCUGCAGCCGCCUGACCCCAUCCCCUUCCCCAGCUGCCAGUCUCCGCCCUCCCCCCCCUCCCCUCCCCUCCCCAUUGGCUCCCUGGGAAUUUGGGGAGCCUCUGAGCUAGGGGUGGGGGGGGAGGAGACGGGCGCGCGCGCGCUGCAUUGUGUGCCCCGCCGCGGGAACGCGCCGGGAGGGAUGCGGGCGCACGCGGCGGGCGGGGGCGCGCCUCAGGGCUGCGUCCGGCGAGUCCCCUUGUGUGUCGGGGCGGCGGGGCGCGGAGCGGAGCCGGCCGGCGCCAUGGAGGAGCUGAGCAGCGUGGGCGAGCAGGUCUUCGCCGCCGAGUGCAUCCUGAGCAAGCGGCUCCGCAAGGGCAAGCUGGAGUAUCUGGUGAAGUGGCGAGGCUGGUCCUCCAAACACAACAGCUGGGAACCUGAAGAGAAUAUCCUUGAUCCAAGGCUGCUCCUUGCCUUCCAAAAGAAGGAACACGAGAAAGAGGUGCAGAAUCGGAAGAGGGGUAAACGACCCAGAGGCAGGCCCAGGAAACAUGUGGAACCAGAGGAGCCUCCAAAAAUCAAGUCAAGUAGCUCCUCAUCCUCUACCUCUUCAUCUUCCUCCUCCUCUGAUGAAGAGGAUGAGAGUGACCUGGAGGCAAAGAGAGGUCCCCGGAGCAGAGAGACUCACCCAUUGCCACAGAAGAAAGCUCAGAUUCUGGUUGCGAAGCCGGAAAUAAAAGACCCUGUCAGGAAGAAGCGUGGGCGGAAACCUCUGCCUCCGGAGCAGAAGGCAGCCAGAAGGACCAUGAACGUGGCCAAGGUGCUGAAAACAACCCGAAAGGAGACGGCGGGAGGUUCUAAACUAAUGGGGAAAUUGCAGCCCCAACACAAUGCUCAGGGCUCAGGUAUUGCUGUGCUUAAAUCUAAUGUGAAAGAGCCCCAAAGUGCACUGAGUGGGCUUGGUCCAGGGGGCUUAUCUGCUGAGAACCUGCCCAAUAUACUGAAGGGCUCCUCUGGGAGCCCAAACCACGGGAUCAGCUGGCAGAGUUCUAUUGUGCACUACAUGAACAGGAUGUCCCAAAACCAGAGCUCUGCAGAGGUUCCACCCCCAGGGAGGCUGGCACUCAAGUCACAGGCAUCCACCAAGAGUAGCCUAGGACUGGACUUAAAAAUGAGAAACCAGAAAGGACCUGGGGAGCCUAGGUUGAAUGUGCCAGGAUCCAAAACAGCCAAGGCACUCGGCAGUGGUGCUGGGGGGGAUCAGAAAUCAGGCUUCACUGCUGGGGCUCAAACCUUGCACAAUGGCAGCAAGGCACCUGUGAAUUCACCUGCCCCAGGAAGCCAGCUGACGUCCAAUCAGGAGCUGAACCUUCAAGCUUUAAACUUACAGAGUGUCAAAAAUGGGCCGAAUUCAGCAGGUGGCAGCAGCCUCCCUCGUCAUGUCUGUGGAACUCUGGCCAAAAGUGCUGGUGCCACAGCUGUGAAUGUGGGGGCAGCCGCUGCCAAGGGCAGCAGGAUGGGCACAGUGCUGAAUGUACAAAACACUGGGCUGCCGCCAGGCGUGGACACCUGCAAAAAUGAGAAACCAAUGCAAAGAGCAGCUGCUGGGGAAAGAGAUGUGACAAAAAGUGGAGUCCCAUGUGCACCAGAGGGGCACCCCACAACAGAGAACCGCAAGCCAGCAGCCAUGUCUGAAAUGAGCACUGGCGAAGAGGAGACCAGCUCCGAUUCGGAUCGGGAUUCUGCCUCGUUUCCUGGUAUGGGCCAGAACAUGUCAGUCUCCAUCCAGACCAGCCAGGACUGGAAACCCACCCGCAGCCUGAUUGAACACGUCUUUGUCACAGAUGUGACAGCCAACCUGAUUACAGUGACCGUCAAGGAGUCUCCCACCAGUGUUGGGUUUUUCAAUCUUAGACAUUACUGAAUCAGGAGGUGUGAGGUGGGGAGAUGGGUUCCCAUAGCCCCUUCUGAUGCCUCUUUCCAAUUGUUUCAUUGGGUUUUUCUUCAAGUGAAUGCCAGAUGGCAAUGAGAUUUGGGGAGGCAAAAAUCAGGUGUCCCUGCCCCUAUAAGCAAUUGGCUAUUAAACAAGACCCCAGCUUCCCCCAACAAAGUGUUCUGCCAUUGCCCGCCAGCAUUGUUCUUGGUGAUUCAUUGUAUCUAUGGAGGCUUCCUGGAGCCAAAAGAGAUUUUCUCUGAAGGCUGGGAGGAGUAGGAUACAGGGAAACUUGUUAACAGCUACCAAAGGCCAUUCUGUUUUUCUGACCACUAUAGCAGAUGGCACCAGAGUAAGGUUAAUGCAGUGGUUCUCUGGUGGGGAUUAAGGCUGGCUAGCUGGCUGCUAAAAAGUGGUUAGCAAGUGACUGGUAAACCAGGCUUCUCUGUGGUUGGAUUUCUUUGCUGUACAUCUUGAAAUGUCAGAACACCGGGUAUGCAAGUACCUGGACAGUUGAGGAGAGGGCUGUGGUGUCAUGCAAUGUAACAGGCUAAAGCUUUUCCUUAAGAAAAAGUGAAGUGUUUUUUUUCCUUCUAGGCAUUAGCACAAAUCUGACCACAAUCUCCUGGGACAGUCAGACUCAAUCCAAAUCAGACAGCCAACUUCCACAGUGUUCUGCAUGCUGUGGGGUGGGGGGAGUUGCCUGUAGAUGUGGGGGUUUUCAGGGGACAUUAGUUUAAGCCCAGCUACCCUCCUGGGUUAGGUUGCUCCCAGUGAUGAGCGUGAAGUGACUCCUCGUUCUCUUGUGAUGUUUUGCAAAUGAAAUGGAAAUAUUGUUUACAUUUUUAUACAAAAUCCUCCCUUGUUCAGAAGGGAGGUGGGGGGGCAAGGGGCCUUCAGACUAAAACUGUUACUAUCGCUGGCAAACCCAGACCCGCUGUGGUGGGAAUGGGCAUCACAGCCUGCAUUCACACCACAUGUGGCACGUUUGAGGUGCACAGCAUGAGCUGGCGGCUGAUCAGCGGUUGGCCAGGCUUGCAAGCAGUAUGAGCUGCUGCUGUGAAUGUUUCUGUGUGCGUAAAAGAAGUCAGAGUUGGGAAUCAGUCUGGACAAUUUAGUGCUGUGCAGCCCAGUGCUCUCCAAAUCCAGGCCUUUUCUUUGUCCCAGUAUCCUUAACACUUCACAUGGUACAUGCAAAUAUUUGUGGCAGGAUUUGACUGCUGAAUGCACACACGUCCUUCAGGGCUGUCUGUAGAUUUUGCAGCCCUGGGCCUCAAGCCACCUGCUACUUGGAGACCCACUGUGAGGCUCAAGCACAAUGGAGAAACCUUUUCUACUAGGUCUGAGGUUUGUAGGUGCCAUGAGGCAUGGGAUAGCCGGCAGCUUGGGGCUCUGACUUGCUAUUAGCCUUGUCUUGUUGCUACCACUAGGAAUGAGUGAGGGUUAAAACACAGCAUUUGUGGGAUCAGAAUUCCUGCCAAGCUCCUGUUGCUAGUAGGCUUUAUGAGCGCGGUGGAGGCAGUGCAUGCAGGGCUCAAGCUGGGUGCUGCCAAGUGCCUUCAAUUCACUUUUAUUUCAGUGGAAAGUCAGGGUGCUCAAAGCCUCCUAGGGUGGGGCUAGGGGUCGCUGGGGUGAGGAGAGCACACACCUCUCUGCCUCUCAAGCAGCAGUUCCCCGGGGACAGCCUUUGGCAGGCUCUGGAUGGAGCCUGCUUCAGGCAGACAAGGAGGCUCUUGCUGAACUCUGUUUGAAUGCAGCCUUUGCAAUUGUAGUGAACUGGAACUCUUCUGGGUGCAUGGCAGGGGCAGCCUGGUACCCUCAUGUGCUAUAAGAACAUGCCUGCAAAAGGCAGCCCUUGAAAGAUCUCUGCAGCAGGGUGGCCAAUGACUGGGCUAUCGGGUCAGUGUGUUUAGGUGCCGCUUCAAAGUGGAUGGGUUCAUCUACUACAUCCCUGCCCCAGUGAUGUGCAUCUUCCUCAGCCACAGUAUGGAGCACCUGCAAUGUCAGUAGCGGCUGUGCUACUAAAGGGAUGCUGUCAACUCGUAAAGAGCCAAAGGCUGCAGGUCCAUUAGGUGAAUAUAGGCACACGUAUAUUUCUUAAAUUCUGUUUUACUGCUCUGAUGUGGUCCGGCAUUUAAAAUGCUAGUUCCUUUGGGCCUGGGCUGGCUGUUCUCUCAGGUGGGUAGUGAAAGUCAGGAAGGUUUUAUAAUCUAUUGCUGUUAGUACUGCGGUGUCUGGGUUGCCAGGGAAGGUUCCACUGGAUUUUGUAUUUAAUUCAAAAACUUUAAUUGAUUUAGGUUUCGUUUUUAACAAACCUAAGAUUGGGUCCAGUUUGAGUUGACAAGCCCCUAAUCUUAUGGAACGGUUCCUGCCUUGAAUGUUACCUAGGUGGAUUUGUGGGGUGGGGGUUUCCACCCCCUUAUAGUCAGUGACCUUUCUGCCAGCCAGAAGGCCUUAGCUGUGGCUUCCUCCCAAAGUAAUUGAUACUCUAACAGUCAGCCUGGGGGCUAGGAGCUCACUUCAGAUUUGCUGCAGCAGAGCUCCCGCAGCCUCUGCCAGCCCAGGGAUUGUCGUUGGUGUGGCUGGCUGCACUAUCCAUGGUAAGAACUGUCCUCCUCAAGUGCGGGAGACAAGGGGUCAUGUGGGCCAGACCAGUUUUGUCUGCGAGGAGGGUUUGCUUUGGAGCUCCCUGGUGCCAAAAAGUAACGUCUGUUAUUCAGUUGACCUCAUAAUUCACAUGCAGCCAAACUAACUAUUGCAACUUUGAGAAUGUCAAGAAAAAAUUAGCUUGUGGGUUCAGAAGCCUUUACCCCUGCGGUGGCCUUUACCACAUGUGUUCUGAAGCCCCAGACACGGGGAUGCUGGUAGAUCCUUUCCUUCAGUAAUGAACAAGAGGGGUCUGGACAUCUCAAAGGCUGUGUCUGGCUGUCUUCCCCACACAUCAAAUAUUUACUACUUGGCCUUUGCAAAUCCAAACUAAAGUAACUUACAAUGUGCCUUUUGGAAUGUGCUGUCCCAGCCUUGCCCAUGGUACAGGUCACUGACAGCUGUCUUGUGCUUACGCAAAGCUGGGUUAGUCCAGGGUCCUGUGAAAAGCAAGGACAUAGGUGAGGGGUAGGGGAGAAGACCCUCCUCAGCAGUGUGGCACCCAGCAUUUAUGUGGAUCCCCAGGUACACCUGCUUUGGUGAUGGUAGCAGCUGGUGUGUGUCCAAAGGGAACUGCACCAUCCUUUCUGAGGUUGGCAUCUGAACACAGAGAGGGAGGAAGCUGCUUCCACAGGGAUGAACCCAGAAAUCCUUACAAUAAGGCUGAUGAUGGGUCUGUGUAAACAACCUCCUGGGAUGGCCAUUGAAAAAUGGCAUUUGAUGCUGGUCUGGAGAGGGGCCAGUUGAUAAGACUGUAUUAAGAUGAUAGAAAACUGCUUCUCCGUCCCUACUCCUACAGUGUCAGUGCCUAUGUUUUUACUUUGGGGUAUCAAGAGGGUUGCACUUGUGUAGGACAGGGCUUGGACUGGUGUGACUAAUCAUGGUGGGUACUGAUUUGCACUGAUGCUGCAUGCCUACCUUAGUUUACAAAGAGUGCAAACCACAUCUGUGUACUUACGGUGCAAAGUCCUCCAGCCUAGACAAGCGCUACGUAAGAUGUCCCCAUUCAGAAUUCCAGUUCUAAAUUAAAUUGUAUUUCACAUUUGGUGGCUUGGUCCCACUCAAAGGCAUUCUUGCCUUUCAGAGUCUGGGUGAUAUUUUCUUGGGAUUCUUAAUUUUUGCUCUGGAAACUUGUAAUACAAAUGGAAACUGGCUUUCUUUCAGCAACAGCUACUUAUAAAACUGGGGUUUUUCCCCCUCCUGUAGCAGUGGGAACCUGCUUUGCCAAUGCUAACAUUGUGCCUUUCUGUUAACCAGCUGUUUCAAUCCCAAAGUUAGAAAGACUGUGAAAGUGAUAAUCUGGAAACACCUUGCUUUCAUCUCAUUCUUCCUCCCCCCCUUUAAUCUGGCAUUAAAUGUGUUGACUCCCCUUAACAAUGUGAGUUAGCGUGAGUGUGUGUCUGAGUGAAAGUUUAACUUUGAAGUCAGCCUCUCAAAGGCAAAUUGUGCGUUUUAAUUUAAUCUUUUGUGGACUGAAGUUUAAAAAGCUGGUGCUAUUUGUGUUUACCAAUAAAAUUAGUCUUCAAAGUCUACCUUUUAUAAAAUUUGCUGCUAUGAGUUUGUGUUUUAGUUGCAUGUCAAAAAAAACAGUUAAAGGUUUAUCACUAUUUUUAGUCUUAAGGAGUUUCCCAGGGAAUAGUACUACAGUAUUUGUAUAUUGAAUCGGUAUUUUAUCCUGGCAUAAUCUGGUGAAGUAUAAGGGUUUUUCAUUGGACUGGAAAAAGUGGACAAUUCAGUCAUCUUCCUUAGGAGUUUAGUAUAUUUUUAUAUAUAUAUAUUGUACCAAAAAACUGGAGUUCUUGGGAGCUUCUUCUUUUUGUUUUGGUUCUGAGACUGACACAGAUGUGAAGGACUCUAGACCCAAAAAGAAAAGGUUUUACUAGAAGAAACUGAGGAGGUGUGUGUGUGAAAACAAUUGUUCUUGUAACAGUGCCAAUUACUGCCUGAUUUGCAUUUAUUAUUUUUUAUUAUUAAAAAAGCCAAAUCAUUCCUGUAUGCCACUUCUGAUUGCUUUAAACUACAGCAGUUUGUUUGCUUUUUAGAGAACAAGCAUUGGAUGUGUUAUUACCUGGAGAAAGCUUGAGUUCUUUGUUGGAAACAAGACAGCAGCCCAGCCCACAGGUUAAAUAAGGGCUGCCUACCUGAAGACAAUGGCUGCCCAUUGAGCUUGCAGUGUGUUCACGUCAGUGGUUGGGGUUCCUUUGGUGACCCUGGAGUUGGCUUCCUUGCAUUUUGUGACGUUUUCUAGUAUUUUUGGACACUAAUGCUAGUGUAGACUCCAGACCUCUAGGCUGCUUUUAAUUUAUUUUGCAGGAAAACACUAGAAGUUGGUAUGUCAGACAACUGUGUAUAAUGUUUUUAUUCAUGUUAGUAUAUCAAUAAAUAUAUUUUUAAACUUUUCAGA
Molecule: messenger RNA, 6980 nt
Organism: Dermochelys coriacea (leatherback sea turtle)
Lineage: Eukaryota; Metazoa; Chordata; Testudines; Dermochelyidae
Gene: CBX2
Product: chromobox 2
Exons: 5
Coding region: 200-1921 (573 amino acids)
Biological process (GO): negative regulation of transcription by RNA polymerase II
Cellular component (GO): PRC1 complex; heterochromatin
Source: RefSeq, a predicted model, not a curated record